GUAAAGCUCGCUCCCGGCCUGGUUGCUUGCUCCCCUACACUUCCUCCUCUCCCUAGCUCGGCUAGGCUCUUAUUAGCUGCAUACAAUUAUUCCUCCGAGUUCCGGCAGCGCCAAGCUAUAUAUAUUUCCUUCCUGCCCACCUCCCAAUCCCAGCCUCAUACUAUCACACACCGCUCAAGCUACAGCAACAUAGAUAUAGAUAUAUAUAUGCCCCUGCCCUGCCUAAUUCUUGCUUCCUACUAGCGCGCUAGCUUCAUCUCUCUCGACCAUCUUCUCGUCUACGAGCUACAAAUUGCAGGGAGAAAGAGAGAGGAGGGAGAAGACAUCUACAUAGAUUAUCAGGUGGUGAUAGCACAUGGGGCUGAGGGACAUCGAGAUGACGCUGCCGCCGGGGUUCCGGUUCUACCCGAGCGACGAGGAGCUGGUGUGCCACUACCUGCACAACAAGGUGGCCAACCACCGCUUCGCCGGAGGAGCGGCGGCCGCCACCGCUGGGGGCACCAUGGUCGAGGUCGAUCUGCACGUCCAUGAGCCAUGGGAGCUGCCAGAUGUGGCGAAGCUGAGCACGAACGAGUGGUACUUCUUCAGCUUCCGCGACCGCAAGUAUGCGACGGGGCUGCGCACUAACCGCGCCACCAAGACCGGUUACUGGAAGGCCACCGGCAAGGACCGAGUCAUCCGCAACCACAGAUCGGCAUCGUCAUCUUCCGGCCGCGCUGCAAUCGUCGGCAUGCGCAAGACCCUCGUCUUCUACCGCGGCCGCGCCCCCAACGGCACCAAGUCCUGCUGGGUCAUGCAUGAGUUCCGCAUCGAGAACCCCCACUCACCACCGAAGGAGGACUGGGUGCUAUGCAGAGUUUUCUACAAGAAAAAGGCUGACACGGAGUACGCCAUGGACAGAGAGCAGGAGAUCAUCGCUGGCGGCGCUACCGUGAAGGGAUAUGACUAUGGCGCCUCAUCGUGCCAAGAUCCGGACUACCACUCGCCUCUGGCUCCGUUCCCCUCCCUUGGCGUUGGCGGCCACCAUUACCAGCUACCACUGUCUUCGCAGGAUCACCACAGGCUCAGCAUCGAUGCCUUCUCAAGCAUGCCGCCGCUGCUGAGCUACGACAGCAUCCUCGAUUUCAACCAGCAGCUCGAUGCCGGAAGUGCAGCUACGGUCUCAAGAGACGGCAGCGGGGAUCAGUGUGGCGGGGUGCUGACAAUGGACCUAGGGCUGCAGGAGGAGUACAACUACAACAGCCUGAUGUAGAUGUGAAUAUGUGAUGUGGAUCGGUGCUGCAUCUGCUUCUCCUAUUGCGAUCCAUCCCACGGUAGUGUGUAAUUAACAACUUGGUUUUCAUUAUUCGUUCGUGAUCUUGUGCAGAUUUAGUUUGGGCAUGUAAAUGUAGUGUAGAAGUAUACAAGACAUAUAUACUAUUGCAUUGGCUUAUAUAAUUGAUCUGGAUUGAUUAGGAUAUAUGAGAGAGUGACGCUGUUGUCAUGUACAUAUGUAAUAAUGUAUGGA
This is a messenger RNA of Lolium rigidum, 1507 nucleotides long. Its product is annotated as NAC domain-containing protein 92-like. Gene Ontology annotation, biological process: regulation of DNA-templated transcription. Bases 356 to 1252 code for a protein of 298 amino acids. NCBI's taxonomy places the organism in Eukaryota, Viridiplantae, Streptophyta, Magnoliopsida, Poales, Poaceae. Gene Ontology annotation, molecular function: DNA binding. The transcript has 3 exons. The record is from RefSeq and is a predicted model, not a curated record.